AUGAAUUCGAAGAUAUGUCCUCGACUCGAUCUUGUUGGGACUUCGACAAAGUCGAAAGAUACUAUUUCCAAACUCGCGGAGUCAUUUCGAACCACAACAUCCACUCUUCUAAGCUUCAUCUUCCCACUUUCCUUCCUCCUCUUAGCCAAACUCACAACCGCUCGCUUUCUCCUAACUUUCGGACGCAUUCAAACCAUGUCAUUUCUCGCCUCACUUUUCUUAAACCAAACCCCACUUGUCCUCCACAUGUUAAUCUCUUUAAUCACAAUUCCGGCACUAAUCCACAACCUAACCGGUCUAGCCAGGUUGACGAACAAACCGACCAGUCCGGUUAGGCCAAGUGGGGCUAAACUUUUGGGCAUGUGGAUUUUGUUAUGCACGUUUCAAGUUUGUGUUGGUAUUGGCAUCGAAGGGAGCAUGGCCACGGGGAUGGGUGUUGUCGAUUUUGAUGGCUUAGAAGGAUAUUAUUCGUUGGGUAAAUUGUGUUUGUUGUUUUUCUUCGUCGGUUUGCAUGAGACAACCCGAUAUUGGGCGAGGAUGGUAGUGAGGCCGGUGGUUGAUGACACGUUUUAUGGCGAGGGGAUCAAGGAGGAGACAUGGGUGGAAAGGGUGGGAGUUGCGGUUGGUUUUGGAGGGUUAUGGUGGUGUAGAAUGAGGGAUGAAGUUGAGUCAUUGGUUUUUGUGGUUAGAUGGAAGAAAGAAUUGUUGAUGGAAAUUGGAAUGGCGGAUAUGUUUGGAUGGUUGUUGUAUUAUUUGACUAUGGUUAUUGGGAUGGUUAGGGUUUUGAAUAGUUUGUCCGUGGUGGGAAGAAGAUUGUUUAUUAGGUCGAGGAAGGAAGACAUUGAUAGGUUUGGGAAUGAUCUUGAAGACAAUGUUUGAAGUUUCA
Impatiens glandulifera is the source of this 886-nucleotide messenger RNA. RefSeq lists its product as uncharacterized. The transcript has a single exon. Lineage: Eukaryota; Viridiplantae; Streptophyta; Magnoliopsida; Ericales; Balsaminaceae. Bases 1 to 879 code for a protein of 292 amino acids. The record is from RefSeq and is a predicted model, not a curated record.